Messenger RNA from Trichobilharzia szidati, 977 nucleotides. The record is from the annotation of a GenBank genome assembly. NCBI's taxonomy places the organism in Eukaryota, Metazoa, Platyhelminthes, Trematoda, Strigeidida, Schistosomatidae.
AUUACAUCUUUAGAAUCAGAAGUUAGUCAACUUCAAACAGAAAAAGAACGAUUAACAAAAAAUUUAAAAGAUAGUGUUGAACAAAUUAUUGAAUUAAAAGAACAAGUGGAUGCUUACCUCGGCAUUGAUACAAUGGUCAGUCAGUUGACACAACGUAAUUUAGAACUGGAAGAAACGCUUGAGAAAAUUAAAGAAGAAAGAAAUGAUCUGGAAGCUCUUUGUGAAAUGAAUGAUGAAUUGCAAGAGAAUAGUCGUCAAACAAAACUUGAACUACUUGAAGAAAUUGAACGAGCCAACAGUCAAAUUAAUCAACUUGUACGUCAUUUAGAUGCGACACGUGAAACAAUUGCAGACUAUGAACAAACUCUUGGUAAAUUUAGAGAUUUAGUCUCUGAUUUACAAACACAAAAUACUGAUCUACGUAGGUCAUUAGCGGAUGAAAAACGCCUACAGGAAGAACAACAGCAACAAAAUGCCUAUCGUACAGUUGCAACAGAUCUUGUCGGUUCUACAGCUGCAUUUAUGGGGGGUAAAUUCGGAUUAGGCUCUCAAGUACAAACUCUUGCUAAAGUAAUUGAAGCUGAAUUAAGACGCCUUGAAGCAGAACAAACUGCAAAUCAUGUGACGCGGUUAUCUGCUUUCUUACCUGACUCAUUUCUCCGAAGUGGUGGUGAUAAUGAGGCAUUACUUACACUUUUGUUAAUCGACCGACUAGCUGGGAAAUGCGAUCUGCUGGCUAAUCAUCUUGUUGAACGUUAUCCAUUGCCUCCUUGUGUUCCGGGUCAAGCACCACUACAGAUGUCUCAAGGUGAAACCAGUACUACUACUGCUGAUAAUCCAACUGAAGUUGUUUGUGGAAUUUGUAUUCCUGGUACUGAUAAUCCACUGACUAAAACACAAUCAGAAUUCUAUAGUUUUAUAACUAGACUAAUUCAUCUACUCCGGUCAAUGGCUUCUUUGUUAGGCCAGUGUAAACA